UGACCGGCCCCGCAGGGCUCGCGCGCCAAGUUCCGACCCGCGUGUCACUGCCCCGACCUGGAGGCGGCCGGGGCUGCCAGCGCGUCCCCAGCGCCCAGCGCCGCGCGAGAGCCGAGAGCCCUGUGGUCCGAGUGUGCCGACCCAAGCACCAGGGGAGCCCUUCAAUCUCACGGCCCCUCUCCGGGCCCAGAAGCCUCAGAGACUGACAGCUGUUGGAGCAUCCACCUGGCUCAGCCGGUCCAGGCCCUGCGGUCCCCAUGGCUGCCGGGAAGGGAGCUCUGCGGAGCCCUUCAGCUGAAAACAGAUGGCGGCUUAGUGAACCCGAGCAGGGCUGGGGCCGCAAGCCAGUGCUGCUGGAGAAAACAAACUGCCUGGGCUCUGAGGCUGCCCCGGGCAGCGGUGGCCGGGAUGAGGCCUGUGCCGAGACGGCGCAGUCAGCAGCCCCGGGCAAGUUCAGGCUGGGAAAGCUGAGGCCCCGGAAGGCUUGCUGGGAACAGGGGCAGAGCGCCUUCAUGGAGGUGCCUCGGCUCAAGAAGAGGCUUGGGGGCAGGCAGGCCCAGGAGAGGGUGCACAGUGGCCCUGCAGGCCAGCCGGGCCCCCAGCAGCUGACCCUGGACAACCCCAGGGACCCGGCUAGCAUCACCUGCUUCUCAGUGGGGCCCAGUGGGGCCCAUGGGGAGCAGAGAAGUGCCUUCAGCAAGCCAACCAGGAGUCCAGCAGGGAGACCGGGGCCAGCCUCACUCUUCCAGGCAGGCGGACCCGUAGACACCCUGGGGGAGCUGCUGGGACUCAUCAACACAGUGGAUGUCAGUUGCUGGGGUCGACUUUCCAACUCCAAGCUUUUGGUGGGUGAUUUCUGGAGCCUGCAAAGGGUGGCACCAAAUGCUCCUCUCUGCGGCACUUUCCUGGGUGACCCCAUGCUGUGGCUCAAGCAUGCCACGGCCCAGGUGCCCACACCUCCGUCGUGCUCCUCCACCGCCUCUUGGGCCCUGCUGCCCCCCACGCUCACCUCCCUGGGCCUGUCCACCCAGAACUGGUGCGCCAAGUGCAACCUCUCCUUCCGCCUGACCUCCGACCUGGUCUUCCACAUGCGGUCCCACCACAAAAAGGAGCACGUGGGGCCCGACCUGCAUUCUAAGAGGCUGAGAGAAGAGGCCCUCACGUGCCCCGUUUGCCACGAGUACUUCCGCGAGCGCCACCAUCUCUCCCGGCACAUGACUUCUCACAGUUAACAGGUGGUUUGGAACAAGGGCGUCCAGCACGCGGUCCUGAGGCUGAGAUGGCUCACGGGGCCUUCCCCCGAAAAGACUGGUCACAGUUGUCCGCAGGGCCGUCUCCUUGGGCGUUUGAGGAUGAACAGCUCAGUCAUAAUUGGAAAAAGUCAACCCGCCCCCGGGACGUGCUUAAAGGAAGUAAUGUCGUGAAAUGAUGUGCUUUGCUAAUGGCAGGGUAUGGUGACGAAUGGCAUCAAGUGCUUCUGACGUUUUCAAGAGUGAGGGCUCUGCUCCCGUCACCGUAACUCUCGCUCCAUGUGGAAGCAAGGCUGGCACCCAGCACGGGCUUUGGAGGCAGACAGACCUGGACUGGGAUCUUGGCCCUUUCACAUACUGGCCCUGAGCCUGGGCAAAUUGCUCUAGCUAUCUGAGUCCCAGCGUACUUCUCUGCAAACAUGGAGAUGGUGACACCUGUGUCUGAGGGAUGUUGUCAGGAUUGUAUGGGAAGACGUGUGGGAAAUGGCCAGCAUGUGCCCGGCAGUGUCAUCACAGAGUAAACAGUACUAUUAGCAUGAUCCAGAUUAGUCAACUAUUGUUAAGUGACAAAGUUUCAGUGGCCAACAAUGCAGAGCCCCUGUGUCUCAGUCAUGGGCCUGCGGGUUGCCUGGGGUUGAGCUGGGCUUGACUCCAAGGUUGCUUUCUCUCUCAGGACUGUUGGGCUGCCCGGUCAUGCUUCUCUCAUGGUUACGCCAAGAGCACAGCAGGACAAGUCCAAAUAUCCAAGCACAGCUCAAGCCUCUGCUUGGCUUGCUUCCGCUAAUGUCCCCUCGGCCAAUACAAGUAGGCGGCCAAGCCCAAAGUUAAGGGGUGAGGUGUGCAUAUGGCCAACGGGGAGGUCAUGAGUGAGUGUAUAAUCCUACAGGGGCCGGCGGAAUUGGGACCAAUAAUUCAACCAACACCUGGUCCCUGGUUCUUCACGUUCUGAAUACGUGAAAAUGGGAAAACGAAACAACGCAUACAUGCACACAUACACGCACACACACCCCUUAACUCUCAGGAAGUGAGCGUGCACAAAACCUUAAGGCUUGAGACAUUGUGAAGACUGGGAGAGUUCUGGGUACCGUUUACUAUCUGAUGCAUGUUGAGUUUCAGUACCUAUGCUGUUUAUCCACAUUUGUCCUUAUUCCUAACAAUGCAAACCUCAGGUCAUACACUCUGCUGUAACACAAGCCAGUCUGUGUGAAAGCCCUUUGUUGGAAUUUCUUUCAAGUCACUGCAGUUCUUUUGAGUGGUUUCCACCUCACUUUCAAGAUUUGUUCACUUGACCUGCAGUUUCCAACCCCUCCUCUGGGGCCUCGGUCACAGAGCUCAGACUUGUGGGUGGGAAGGAGCUGGUGGGGGUCUCAGCCAGCAGCGAGCCAGCCAUCCAAACACCCGCAGACUCCGCAUCCCCUCUCCAUCUCCACGGCAGGCUCCCACCUUGCCCGAGGCAGCUGCAUGUCCCCCCUGGCCCAGCCCACACCUGUCCCUCUCUCUCCCACUCCCCCCACCUCCCACCCAUUCUCCACAGCCAGAGGUAUAUUCAUUCAUUUCUUGGCCUCCCUGGGCACCUGUGCUGUGCCAGAUUGUGUGCCAGGCCCUGCUGGGGGCACAGUGAGUUCGACCCACUGUGUGAGUCGAACAUAGUCCUUGUUCAGGGUGUGAGAUGAUUAGGGUGCAGUGCGACAGAUGCAGAACAGAGGCCUG
Messenger RNA from Globicephala melas (long-finned pilot whale), 2960 nucleotides. RefSeq names its product zinc finger protein 488 (gene ZNF488). Lineage: Eukaryota; Metazoa; Chordata; Mammalia; Artiodactyla; Delphinidae. Gene Ontology annotation, cellular component: nucleus. Gene Ontology annotation, biological process: oligodendrocyte development; regulation of DNA-templated transcription. The record is from RefSeq and is a predicted model, not a curated record.